AUGUAUUUCUCCGCUGUAUCGGCCGCCGGGAAAGAAAGAAAGUUAGGAAAUCCUAGUGAUGAAGCACAUGUAGAGGAGCUGAGUUCGGAAGAGCAGGCAAACAAGCGAUGCCCAAGCGGGGAUACCCGAUGGAAGGCUGCAACAGAUGGAGAAAUAGAGUGUAUGUGUGUGUGUUGGCGAGGCUGCAUGCAUGUCCAACCCAAUAGCAUCGAAUCCACACUAGGUCACGAUCCCACUUCGCCGCAUCUCAGAUCAAGGAAAUCGUGCAACCUGCAUGAUAGGCGGAUGCAUAAUCAAACUCGAUAUUUGUCCGCCAUUCUGCUGUCGGCAGAGGCGUGGUGUGAUAGCGGGCCAAUAGAUGCAUGGCACUAUGAAACGAGAUUGCGCGGAGCUGCAGAUGCCCAAUUUUCCAUCCGGGCUUCGAGAAGCUUUGGCAUGUGGUUGUUGAGGGGUGGAAAAGUGGUGGCAGAGCAUACAUAUAUGCAUGCAUGUCAACUCGCAGAUGCUCGGCUGGCUGCUCGGCGAGAGAGGAGGGUGGAUGACGAAGCGAGGCUGCGUCUCGUAUCGGUAGGAGUUCGGAGGUAUGGAUAUGUUGAGGAUGGGCAUUACUGCUUUGCCGAGUGGGAAUUGGAAAAGUAUGUAGGGUUUCAUUCGUAG
Cadophora gregata is the source of this 657-nucleotide messenger RNA. RefSeq lists its product as uncharacterized. The record is from RefSeq and is a predicted model, not a curated record. NCBI's taxonomy places the organism in Eukaryota, Fungi, Ascomycota, Leotiomycetes, Helotiales, Ploettnerulaceae. The transcript has a single exon. Bases 1 to 657 code for a protein of 218 amino acids.